Epithele typhae is the source of this 3228-nucleotide messenger RNA. RefSeq lists its product as uncharacterized. Bases 1 to 3228 code for a protein of 1075 amino acids. The transcript has 17 exons. Lineage: Eukaryota; Fungi; Basidiomycota; Agaricomycetes; Polyporales; Epitheliaceae. The record is from RefSeq and is a predicted model, not a curated record.
AUGUCACUUGCAGUACCAUUGCGCCCGAUCGAUGCCAGCGCCCGCAGUGUCCCAUAUGUGCUUUCGCAAGGUAACUCACGAGGCUCGCGCGAUCGCGGCGGGUCUGCGGACCGUCCGUGGCGCGUGGACCGUGGGGCUCGGAGAUCGGAGAUCGGAGGGUGGAGGGUGGUUGUGGGGGCCGCGGCUGCGCUUACGCACGCAAACCUGAGCUCAUUCAUGCAGAACGGACGGCGGAGCCGCUACCGUGCACAGCUAGAUCCCUUCACCACAAAGAUUUGGCCCCCGCGCGCGCCGCUCGGCCGCUCGGAGAUGACUCGUGCGAGUGGGUUGGGUAUACCUGAGUCUGCGGGGGGUCCUUGGGAAUGGAAGGGCGGCGGAAUGGACGCGCGCGUCAUCUUCCUCGUCGUCGUCGUCGUGCUCGAGGUCGAGGCCGUUCGCUGGAAGGAAUUCGAAGGGCCCGAGACUCGACGCUUGAUCAUGCUUGAUAACGCAGUGCGACCUGCGGGCCCGCUGGGACAGUCACGGUGGCGCGGUUCGGGCGUGGUUCUGUCGGUGCGCGCACGCGUCGAACGUUCUUCUGCCCAUCGCUGUCGCCGUCGCCGCGAUCCGUCCGGGCAGAAGCCUGCGGAAGCUGAUGCCCGCGACGCAGCGUCAGCAGCGGCCACAGCAAACGGCGGCUCGGGCGAGCGGAACUCGAGGCUUCUGCCACCAGAACACGGCCUUUUCCGCGCCGGUCUGUGCUCGCUGCGCAGCUGUCUGACGGUGGGCCUGCUCCGGUCGGUGGGACUGGCGAUCUCGGUGUUCGGGAUUAGGCUUCCCGCAGGAGUGAGCCCAUUUGAACGCGCCCGUGCGCGCCUCAGCGUCGCGUCAUGGGACCCCGUGACCGCGUCGGACGGCGGAGGCGCCAAUCAGGCGCUUGAACGACCCACCACGAUGACGAGGACUGGUCUGACUCGGAUCCGGAGCUUCGUCUGUGUCUUGAUCUGGUCUGGACAGGACCUCGAGGUUCAAAGGCUUGCAUACACUCUUUACCUGUGCAGGCCCCGAGGCUCCUUUCGCAGGCUGCCAUCGCGCACAUUUUCGAAACUGGCACCAUCAAACCCUGCUCGCUCCUUCCACGACGCGGAGCACACGACUGACUGCACGAUAACUUUGCGCGCGGGGAAGCUAGCCAUUCUGCACACGCACGAUCUCUCGGGCCUCGCCGUGAUCAGGGUGGCGCUAGUUUCUCGGAUCCUCGAGGCCUCAAAACGUCAUCUCUUCAACCGUACAUCAUUCCCUAUCAUUCCCUGGCACGGUGCUGCGUUCGGCCAGGUCCUGAGGGCUGAGGCCGCACCAGGCCGCACCGCCCACGAAAGAUCAAAGACCUGCCAGUGCCACGAGCAUCAGGUCAGGUUUUCGCGGCGGCGACCUCUUCGCCUUCGCACUUGUCGGGGCUCGGCCGUGACCUCGUGCGGUACGACGAGAUCCGCCAUGCGGUGGAAUGCGCCGUGUACUACGACAAGCGGGGGCGGGGCGGAUCCAGAGGACAGACGAAGGAAGGACGUCCGUGUCCUCGCGCCGCCACGACAAAGCCUCGUCGUCUUCACAGCGCGUUACCGGAUCAGCCUCGCGCGCGGGACGGUCGACGCGUUUCAGAGGGCCAACCCAGACGCGCGCGUGCCGCGGUGUGCCUCCGAACGCUCGACCAUUGCGCAAUCCCAUCCGCGCUCGUCGCAAAAGCGUGAUGACCGCCCGCUCCCGCGCACACACCAGUCAGGGGUCGGGCUCGGUGACACUGACGGCGCUCGCCCUCCGGGGAGCGACGAGCCCCGAGCAAGCAAAGGCGUGGAUCACGCGUGCCAUUGGCGGGUGACCGCGGACACCUCCACUGAUACCGCGCGUGAUCGCGCAGGACGUCGCGGUCGAACGCGGCCACCUGACUUCCGAGCCCGUCGCGGGCUUGCCAACGCGACGCGUCCCCCGUCGGGCCUCGACGAUCCGUGGGGCCCGCACGCCACCGCGCUCUAUCCCCGCCCAACGUUCAACCCUCAAGGAAGGCUCGGGAGGUGUGCGGACGAAGAUGGUCGCGCAUGUACUCACGCAGCUCGGGCAUGGAGUCGAACGACGCCACAAGUGCGUCUUCGCGAAGGCCUGUUACGAGAGCACGGGUGCGGAGUUGCGAGCCACCCCACCAAGUUCACGGGCCCGUGUCCCUUGGCGUUCUUUGAUCCACUGCCCCCACAAAUAUUGGACGCCGUCGGAGAAUGUCCUGGCCGAGGACACCGCAGCGAAGCGCGCGCGAGUUCGUCGUGGGCGGUCCAGACCGCGUCCUCGGGCCCAGCGCCAGUUCUUCCCGCGACGAUGAGCUUUUCCGCACGAUCCAAUAGCGACGCGCAUCUGGGAAGCUUGGAAGGUGGCUCUCAAUCUCCAUCGGCAUCCAUGGCCACUCUCGAUCCAUGGCGAUUGCAAUCACGAUCCGCCGCGCGCAAGCCGCUGGAACUGCGAACGGACACGUGCAACGCCUCGCGCCGGGCAAUGUCGUACGUUCUUGCUUGCGUGGGGCCCUCACUCACAUGCUGCGGCGUUCCAGGCGUUCGCCCAUCGACACAGCCCUCUCAUCGAUACCGGCUCGACAUACACGCGAACGCCGUCUUCGCACCCCCGGAAGCAAGACGCCAGGUCCGACCCCCGCGCAUUACACGAUCUGCCACAUCGCGUCGCCGUCCUUCUCAGCAGCACAUAUGGGCGGAACGUCGUAUUCCAUUCGGAGAGCAGAUGCGACGCGCUGGGCGGGCAUUCCAUGCCACCGCCGGGGGUCGUGCGCUCUGCGGGGCCGGCUUCUCCACGUUUCACCGCACUCUCGCCGCUGCCGGCGGGAGGGAGGGCGGCGCGGUCUUCCGGCGCGUGCGCCCCGCCUGCGUGCGCGUGCUAAGAUCGGUAAGCUCACGCGCGGGCCUGUCAGCUUGUGUAGUUACGCACCUCCCCCUCCUCGUCGAGAUCUUCACGAGCCAGGGAUCAGAGGUCGAAACCCAGGCCGACUCUGAUGGUGAAUAUGGCCUUCGGAGGCCCAGCGUCGUCGCCACCCUCAGCCACAGAUUCGCCGCGCGCGGGGUGCCCGGGACCGCACAAGCCCCCAACGGCAGGCGCCGCGCCGGGUCGAAGGCCCCGUGGUGGCAUGCGGCUAUGUACUGGCUAGAUGAGAACGGAUGGGAUGGCCUGACAUCCGGUCGACCAGGGUUAAACUGA